UGUAGACAAGACGUGUUAAUGAGUUCAGUAUUAUUUUUAGUAUAUUAUUACAUUUACAUAAAACGAUUUUUUCCGUCUUAAUUUUUUUAGCUCUACUUAUCAUAGGUAUAUGGUUACGUACUCUAUUAUAAAUCAUAGUAGUUUUACCAUCAGCAGCUAUGGAGAUACCUAAAUAUAAAUGACCAUGAAACGGCCGGCGUAUAAUCAUUUACAACAUUUACGUAAUUACUAUUUAUUACUCACAGACCGCAGUCGUGUAGCUAACUAGUAUUUACUUUUUAAUUUUAGUCAUACUCGUAUUUUUUCAAAGAAGACUAAUUAAUUUUUUUUUUUAAUUUUGAAUACCUUGAUUCGUAUUUAUGUUGAUUAUUUAACAAUAUCGACUUAAGAAUAAGAAAUUUAUUCACUUCAAUAUAAUAAUUGAAGUUUAUAUAAUUUAUCUUUUAAAAAAACCAAAAAGUUUUAAUUUAUUUUUUGUAAAAUGAGUAUACCAGUAGCAAUUGGAUCUACAUUUUUUGGAUGUAUGAGCAACGUUGUUUUCUUGGAACUAUUAGUCAAAGAAGAUCCUGGCAUAGGAAAUUUGAUUACAUUUUCCCAAUUUUUUUUAAUAGCGUUACAUGGCUUUAUAUUCACAGCUAAAUGUGGUACCAAAAAACCGAGCAUUAGUGUCAAAGGGUACAUGAUCUUAGUAGCAAUGUUUUUUGUAACUAACGUUUUAAACAAUUAUGCUUUUGAUUUGAACAUUGCCAUGCCAUUACAUAUGAUCUUCAGAGCGGGUUCAUUAAUAGCAAAUAUGGUUAUGGGAGUGAUUAUAUUAAAAAAAAAGUAUACGCUUGACAAAUUUAUUUCUGUGGGCAUGAUCACAGCAGGUAUUACAAUAUGUACAAUUGUAUCCGGUCAAGAUGUUAAAAAAACUGUUGUACACGGUGUUGUUCAAAACACAUCAGAGUUAGAAGACUUCUUUUGGUGGUGCUUAGGAAUUGCAUGUUUAACUAUUGCAUUAUUCAUUUCUGCUCGCAUGGGUAUAUACCAAGAAACAUUAUACAAACAGCAUGGUAAACAUCCACAAGAAGCUUUAUUUUAUACACAUUUGAUACCACUUCCAUGGUUCCUGUGUUUGUACUCCAAUCUUAAAGAACAUACAUUAAUGGCUUUUGAAAGUGAACCAUUGCCAUACAUAGGAUUUGGUAUACCAGGUACCAUUGUUUAUCUUAUUGGAAAUGUUUUCACUCAAUAUAUAUGCAUAAGUUCAGUUUACUUUUUGACAACUGAAUGUUCGUCAUUGACAGUAACAUUGGUUAUAACAUUACGAAAGUUUGCCAGUUUAUUGUUUAGUAUAUUGUACUUUAGCAAUCCAUUUACUCUAUACCAUUGGAUUGGAACUCUUUUAGUGUUUAUUGGUACUAUCAUUUUCACCGAGAUACCACAAAAAGUACAACAAAUGACUGCGCCACAAAAAGCAACAAAAAAGGCAAAGAAAACAAAAACAAAUUAAAAUUCCAUUGUUAUGAUGAUGGAAUAAUGGCUAUUACAGGAUUAUAGUACAUAUUAAAUUACUUCUUGUUUAGAAUAAAUAAAAACUUAUUAAUUUAUUUUAUUUGACAAUAAACAGAAAUAAUUUACAAACAAAUUAAAAGUCUUUGAUCUAAA
Molecule: messenger RNA, 1650 nt
Organism: Aphis gossypii (cotton aphid)
Lineage: Eukaryota; Metazoa; Arthropoda; Insecta; Hemiptera; Aphididae
Gene: Efr
Product: UDP-xylose and UDP-N-acetylglucosamine transporter
Exons: 8
Coding region: 482-1495 (337 amino acids)
Biological process (GO): transmembrane transport
Cellular component (GO): endoplasmic reticulum membrane; Golgi membrane
Molecular function (GO): UDP-xylose transmembrane transporter activity; UDP-N-acetylglucosamine transmembrane transporter activity
Source: RefSeq, a predicted model, not a curated record